AUGAAGUUGCUCCUUCUUCUAGCAAGCUUGGGGCUUCAAUUGGCAUCCACCCACGCCCAUGUCCACAACACGACCUACAACAACCCUAUUCUUCCCGGCUGGCAUUCUGAUCCUAGCUGCACGCUUGUACCAGAAUGGAAUAACACCUUCUUCUGCACCACCUCUUCUUUCCUUGCCUUUCCAGGCUGCCCCGUGUUUGCAAGCACAGACCUGGUCCACUGGGAUCUCAUCAGCAAUGCCCUCAACCGGCCAGCACAGCUUCCCCAGAUUCAGACCUCCACCAAUGCACAGAUGCUAGGAAUCUUUGCUUCUACGCUCCGCUAUCGUAAUGGUACUUUCUACCUGAUCACUGCGUGGUUGGACACGGACAAUAAGGGUGUGGAGAUUGUGCUGUUCACGACCACAAACCCAUACGAUGAUAAUGCCUGGACGAACGCAUUCCAGAUUCAGAAUCCUCUCGGCGCCAUUGAUCCAGAUCUCUUCUGGGAUGAUGAUGGCAGCGUGAUCAUGGCGAUCUCCGGGUCGCCCAUCAAAGCAUCCUACAUUGACUUGACUACCGGGAACGCGAGCGAGCCCUUUGAUCUGUGGAAUGGCACUGGUUAUAACAAUCAAGAGGGCCCUCAUCUAUACAAGAAAGAUGGUUACUAUUAUCUCCUCAUUGCUGAAGGAGGUACGGAACUACACCAUUCUUCCACCAUUGCCCGAUCGGAGAGUAUCAAAGGCCCCUGGGGGAGUUCGCCGCAUAACCCCCUGGUCUCGGCCAGAUACACGGAUCGAUACUUCCAGACAGUGGGACAUUCGGACCUUUUCCAGGAUGCAGCGGGCAAUUGGUGGGGCGUCGCGCUGGCGACUCGAGCCGGACCCGCGCUGUAUAAUGAGAGUAUCUAUCCCAUGGGUCGAGAGACGGUGCUUUACCCAGUGAGUUGGCCAACGGGGGAUUGGCCACUGGCUGAUCAAGUCAUGGGUGAGAUGAGUGGUCCUCUGCCGCCGAAAACUUCCAAGGUCUCUUCCGGGCCAACCUUCAAGGGAGAGCCGGAUGUCGUGGACUUUACGCCGGGUUCCUCGUUCCCUAAGCACUGGGUCUUCUGGCGGGCGCCAGCCAAGCCGGAGUCGUUUACGAUAUCUCCACCGGGUCAUCCUAAUACUCUGAGGUUGACUGCUAGCAGAGCCAAUCUGACUGGAGAUGCGUCCUUCAAAGCUCCGGAUGGCUUGACUCUUCUAGCCCGCCGCCAGACGAACACACUGUUUGAGUUCUCCGUGGAUGUUCAUCCUGGUUUCUAUAAGUCUCAGGGAGACGAAAUCGGUGUCACUGCAUUCUUACAUCAGGAUCACCAUAUCGACCUGGGAAUUGUCUUCAUGAAAGAAUCGUCAUAUUCUAAAGGAGGCUUGACGUUCCGCUGCCGAGCCACCGACUCAGAUGCCACCGGUUCCAUCCUUCCUUCUCCUGUGGUGACGCCUGUUCCCUCGUCGUGGCUUUCAGAACCCAUUCGUCUGUCUAUCCGGGCCGAGAAUAGUACUCAUUAUCAACUCUCAGCAGCAGCUGCCGCUCGACCUCACCAGUCCAAGCUCCUGGCGACCUUCACGGCUGCACUCAUCAGCGGCCCUGAUGUUUUCACUGGUACUCUACUUGGUGUUUACGCGACCACCAAUGGUGGGAACCAGUCCAUGGAAGGGUAUGUCAGUAGAUGGAGAUAUACUCCCGUCGCCCAGCAGAUCGAUUAUGACAAUUUUGUACGGAGCUAG
Molecule: messenger RNA, 1743 nt
Organism: Penicillium subrubescens
Lineage: Eukaryota; Fungi; Ascomycota; Eurotiomycetes; Eurotiales; Aspergillaceae
Exons: 1
Coding region: 1-1743 (580 amino acids)
Biological process (GO): carbohydrate metabolic process
Molecular function (GO): hydrolase activity, hydrolyzing O-glycosyl compounds
Source: RefSeq, a predicted model, not a curated record